UCCAUGGUUUCUGCCCUUUUAAAGAGCCUGAUCUCAUCUUACAUAUAUAAGAUUUACAAAGGAAUGUUUACAAAGAAAUUGGGAAAUAGUACAAAAAAGAAAGAGAGUUCUCAGAGCAAAAAGGAACAAGACUUAACCCAGGUUGGACAGACAAAGAAUCCAAAGUUUUCAAAUACUUUGAAAAGCACCGUUAAAAAGAUUGCAAAGUGUCCAUCUGCUCGCAACUUGUCAACUGAAGAAGAGGAAGGUAAUAAAGAAUUUUCACUUUCUCCAACAUUCAGUUACAGAGUUGCUAUUGCCAAUGGACUACAAAAGAGUAUUUUUGUAACAAACAAUAAUAAUGAGGAAUUAUUUCAAGAUAUCUCUUCAAAUGAUAGUUCGUAUUCUGAGUCAUUAAGUGAAGUAAAGAGUAGCAGCAGGAAAAAGGAGUAUUUAUCACAUACAAUGCCUGUGAGACGCAACAGAAAGAGUUUGAGCAGUCUUGCUCCAUCAGAUGGGAGUUCUGAUGGCGAACGUACUUUGCAUACCCUAAAGCUAGGAGCUUUACGAAAACUAAGGAAAUGGAAAAAGAGCCAAGAGUGUGUCUCAUCGGACUCAGAGCUGAGCACAUGGAAGAAAACAUGGGGCCUAAGAAGCAAGUCGUUAGACAGAACUGGUCGUCACCAGAAAUCCAAUGCCCUGGAACCAGGCUUUAGUUCAACUGGGUGUAUUAGUCAAACGCAUGAUGUUAUGGAAAUGAUCUUUAAAGAACUUCAGGGAAUCAGUCAAAUUGAAACAGAACUUUCUGAAUUAAGAGGACACGUAAAUGCUCUGAAACAAUCCAUUGAUGAAAUCUCUAGUAGCGUAGAAGUUGUACAAAGUGAAAUUGAACAGUUGAGAACUGGAUUUGUACAGUCACGAAGGGAAACUCGAGACAUACAUGACUACAUUAAACAAAUAGGCCACCCAGGAAACAAAGCAAGUCUUAGGUUUUUAAAUGUGACUGAAGACAGGUUUGAAAAUAUUGAAAAUGUGGUUUACAGAAUUUUAAUAGACAGAAUGGGGUUCUCAGAGGCACAAAACACGAUUAAAAUUGAAUUGGCCCAUAGAUUAGGGCAACAAAGAGACUGUCCCAGUGCAAAGCCUAGACCUAUACUUGUAUACUUUGAAACAGCACAACAGAGAGAUUUAAUUUUAAAAAAAUCUUAUAAACUUAAAGGAACCGGCAUUGGAAUUUCUACAGAUAUCCUUUCCCAUGACAUGAGAGAGAGAAAAGAGAGAGGACUGCCUUCCUCUCAGACAUAUGAAAGUAUGGAUAUGAAACCAGAGCCAAAAACUAAAAAACAUGACUGGGUAUCACCUGAUGACAGUGAUAAAGAGCUGGAAUCCGAUAUAAAUAGGAAUAGUUAUGCAAAGAUAUCAAAAUCAGCAUUUCAGAUAAAAGUGAGCACUACAAAGGGAAGUGUGGAGUCUCCAAAUACCAGAAUCCAAAGUAGGACUGUUGAUGGCAGCAUCUUUCCAAAUAAAACAAAUUAUGGUGAACAGUCACCAGAAUUUGACAAUGUGGAUAAGCAAUCAAAGACCUACUAUUCAGAUAUGCCACCUGUUUGGCAUUCACAGAAUGAUUUUACAACUCCUAAACUUAGCCGUUCGGAGUCGGAUUUUUCAAAAUUGUGUCAGUCUUACUCUGAGGAUUUUUCUGAGAAUCAGUAUUUUAGUAGAACUAAUGGCAGCUCACUAUUGUCUUCCUCGGAUCGAGAGCUUUGGCAGAGAAGGCAAGAUGAAACGUGCAACUGGUAUGGUAGCUCACAAGAUCAGACUUUUAACCAAGAUAUGCAGCCUUAUCCAGAGCAAAAUGAAGCUGAAAACACUGAAACAGUUGACAGUGGUGUAAGCAAUGGAAUAAUGUGUGUAUCUGGAGACAGAAGCCAUUAUAGUGAUUCUCAGCUCUCCUUACAUGAUGAUCUUUCACCAUGGAAAGACUGGAAUCAGUUAGAUCAAGGCACAGACUUGGGCCUAGAUUCAUCCACACAAGAAGCUUUUGCUUAUGAUAUGAGCACCCCUUCAGACCAACAAAUAGAUUUUGGAAAGUGCCAAAGUUCUGACCUCCAGGAUGACACUGAAAGCUAUGACUUUACCCUUGAUGGUAAUUCUCCAUCAUGUCCCGGCCUCGACAGUGAAACACAAAGUCAGUGGAUCAGCCAAUAUGAUGAUUAUCAGGAAACAAAUUCUAAUUCCCUUUAUCAAAAUCAAAACAGAUUGCCCAUGAUGUAUCGAAGUCAAAGUGAACUACCAAGUGAUGAAUCGGAGGAAGCACCUCCUAAAUCAUGGCAUAGUCGACUAAGUAUAGACCUUUCUGACAAGACAUUCAGCUUUCCUAAAUUUGGAUCUACACUUCAGCGUGCUAAAUCAGCCCUGGAAGUGGUCUGGAACAAAAGCACACAAAGUUUAAGUGGAUAUGAUGAUAGUGGGUCAUCUUUUAUGGGGAGAUUUAGGACUUUAUCCCAGUCUACUGCUAAUGAAUCAAGCACAACACUCGAUUCUGAUAUUUAUACAGAGCCUUGUUAUUACAAAGCAGAGGAUGAGGAAGAUUUAAGUGAGCCAGGUGGUGAGAAUGAAACAGAUUACGUAGAAGUAAUGGAACAAGUUCUUGCUAAACUAGAAAAUAGAACUAACACAAAUGAAACUGAUGAACAGGUUCAGGAGUAUGAACUUGAACAGUUUUCAUAUGAAACUCCAUACGCAACACUACAAGAAGAUGAAUAUGACAAGCAGUUUGACAACCUGACCAUCGAAGAAGGGUUGGAACCUGCAGAAGAUAUAGCUGCUGAAACAGAAAUCAGGGAAGAUGAAAAUCAAAAUAUCCCAGUGAUGCCUAUUGAAAUGACAAAGAAAAAGAGAAUACGCCCAUCAUUUAAAGAAGCUGCUUUAAAAGCCUACAAGAAGCAAAUGAGUGAGUUGGAAGAGAAGAUCCUUGCUGGAGAUAGCAGUUCUGUGGAUGAAAAGGCUCGAAUAGUAAGUGGAAGUUCUUUGGAUGCUUCCAAGUUUUAUGCAAUCCAGGCAUUUGGCGGGCCUGGCCGUGGACUGUAUGGAAUUGACAGCAUGCCAGACCUGCGUAGAAAGAAAAGUUUUCCCAUCGUUCGAGAUGUGGCUAUGACACUUGCUGCCCGAAAGUCUGGUAUAUCCCUGGCCAUGGUUAUCCGGACUUCCAUAAACAAUGAAGAAAUGAAAAUGCAUGUUUUCAAAAAGACAUUGCAGGCUUUAAUCUAUCCAAUCUCAUCAACCACUCCUCAUAACUUCGAAGUGUGGACAGCUACAACUCCCACAUACUGUUACGAAUGUGAAGGUCUCCUUUGGGGCAUAGCCAGACAAGGCAUGAGAUGCACUGAAUGUGGUGUCAAAUGUCAUGAGAAGUGCCAAGACCUCCUAAAUGCUGACUGUUUGCAGAGAGCUGCAGAGAAGAGUUCUAAACAUGGUGCAGAAGAUAAGACCCAGAAUAUUAUUACUGCUAUGAAGGAAAGAAUGAAGAUUAGGGAGAGAAAUAGACCAGAGGUAUUUGAAGUGAUCCAGGAAAUGUUCCAGAUUUCCAAAGAAGAUUUUGUGCAAUACACAAAGGCAGCAAAACAGAAUGUGUUGGAUGGAACAUCCAAGUGGUCAGCAAAAAUAACCAUCACAGUGGUUUGUGCUCAGGGUUUACAAGCUAAGGAUAAAACAGGCUCAAGUGAUCCAUACGUUACAGUACAAGUUGGCAAAACCAAACGGAGAACUAAAACUAUCUUUGGAAACUUGAAUCCAGUAUGGGAUGAAAAAUUUUAUUUUGAAUGCCAUAACUCCACAGACAGAAUAAAAGUAAGAGUCUGGGAUGAAGAUGAUGACAUUAAAUCUAGAGUAAAGCAACAUUUCAAAAAGGAAUCAGAUGACUUUCUGGGACAAACAAUCAUUGAAGUGAGAACACUAAGCGGAGAAAUGGAUGUAUGGUACAAUUUAGAAAAACGAACAGAUAAAUCAGCUGUCUCUGGUGCCAUUAGGUUGAAAAUCAACGUUGAAAUAAAAGGAGAGGAGAAAGUUGCUCCAUACCAUGUGCAAUACACAUAUUUACAUGAGAACCUAUUCCAUUAUUUGACUGAAGUUAAAUCUAAUGGUGGUGUAAAAAUCCCUGAAGUGAAAGGAGAUGAAGCCUGGAAAGUAUACUUUGAUGCUGCUGCACAGGAAAUUGUAGAUGAAUUUGCAAUGCGUUAUGGAAUUGAAUAUAUUUAUCAAGCUAUGACGCACUUUUCAUGUCUGUCUUCUAAAUACAUGUGUUCUGGAGUUCCAGCAGUGAUGAGUACCUUGUUGGCCAACAUAAAUGCUUUUUAUGCUCACACUACAGCUACAACUAAUGUGUCUGCCUCAGAUCGUUUUGCUGCUACCAACUUUGGUAGGGAAAAGUUCAUAAAACUGCUGGAUCAGUUGCACAAUUCACUGAGGAUUGACCUAUCUAAAUACAGGGAUAAUUUUCCUGCCAGCAAUUCUGAAAGGCUUCAAGACCUGAAAUCAACAGUAGACCUGCUAACCAGCAUUACUUUUUUUCGAAUGAAGGUCCUGGAAUUGCAAAGUCCACCUCGAGCCAGUAUGGUGGUUAAAGACUGUGUCAGAGCUUGCUUAGACUCUACCUACAAGUAUAUUUUUGACAACUGCUAUGAACUCUAUUCCCAGCUAAUGGAUCAGGGUAAGAAGCAGGAAGUUCCUCGGGAAGAACAGGGACCAACCACUAAGAAUUUGGAUUUUUGGGCCCAACUCAUUACUCUGAUGGUUACCAUCAUUGAUGAGGAUAAAACAGCAUACACGCCUGUCUUGAACCAGUUCCCUCAAGAGCUGAACAUGGGAAAAGUCAGUGCUGAAAUCAUGUGGACUCUGUUUGCCCAGGAUAUGAAGUAUGCUCUGGAAGAACAUGAAAAGCAGCGGUUAUGCAAGAGCACAGAUUAUAUGAAUUUGCACUUCAAAGUGAAAUGGUUUUAUAAUGAGUAUGUGCGAGAACUCCCUGCCUUACAGGAUGCAGUGCCCGAGUAUUCUCUAUGGUUUGAGCCUUUUGUCAUUCAGUGGUUGGAUGAAAAUGAAGAUGUCUCAAUGGAGUUUCUUCAUGGAGCACUGGAAAGAGACAAAAAAGAUGGAUUCCAGCAAACAUCAGAUCAUGCCCUUUUCUCUUGCUCUGUGGUAGAUGUCUUCACACAACUCAAUCAAAGCUUCGAGAUUAUCAAGAAACUGGAGUGCCCUAAUCCUGAAGCACUGUCUCAUUUAAUGAGAAGAUUUGCGAAGACUAUCAACAAAGUGCUCCUUCAGUAUGCUGCAAUUAUUUCAAAUGACUUCAGUUCAUACUGUGAUAAAGAAAUUUUGCCCUGUAUCUUGAUGAACAAUAUCCAGCAGUUGCGAGUCCAGCUUGAGAAAAUGUUUGAGUCUAUGGGAGGAAAAGAGCUGGAUCCUGACGCUAGUGUUGUUCUCAAAGAACUUCAGGUGAAACUCAGUAGCGUACUGGAUGAGCUCAGCAUUGCCUAUGGCGCAAGUUUCCAGCUUGUUAUUGAGGAGUGUGUGAGACAGAUGAGCUUUGAGCUAAAUCAGAUGAGAGGAAAUGGAAACGUAUCGGCCAAUAAGAACAAUGCAGCUAUCGAUGCUGAGAUUGUGCUGCGACCUCUCAUGGAUUUUCUGGACAAAAUUUUAAGUCUCUCUGCAAAAAUCUGUGAGAAGACAGUUCUGAAACGGGUUUUGAAAGAGCUGUGGAAAUCAGUCCUGAACAAAAUAGAAAAACAAAUUGUGCUUCCACCAUUGACAGACCAAACCGGGCCCCAGAUGAUAUUUAGUGCUGCUAAAGAUCUUGGACAAUUGUCGAAGCUGAAGGACCACGUCACUCGAGAGGAAACUAGAAGUUUGACAUUGAGGCAAUGUGCAAUAAUGGAGGUAGCACUAGCUACAAUUAAGCAAUACUUUCAUGCUGGAGGAAAUGGGCUGAAAAAGAAUUUCUUGGAGAAGAGCCCAGAUCUACAGUCUCUGAGAUAUGCUCUUAGCCUUUAUACACAAACUACUGAUGCCUUGAUAAAGAAAUUUAUAGCAACUCAGACUUCUCAAAGUCAUUCGACCAAUAAUGCAGUAGGUGAGAUCUCUGUACAGGUGGAUGUCUUUACACAUCCUGGAACUGGAGAACAUAGAGUCACUGUAAAAGUUGUAGCAAUUAAUAACCUAAACUGGCAAACAACAGCUAUGUUCCGGCCAUUUGUGGAAGUCUGUAUAUUGGGUCCUAACCUAAGUGACAAGAAGAGAAAACAUGGAACCAAGACAAAGAGCAACACCUGGUCACCAAAAUACAAUGAAACAUUCCAGUUCAUUCUGAGUAAUGAAGAAGGGCUGAGAGCCUAUGAGCUUCACCUCUCUGUGAAAGAUUACUGCUUUGCCAGGGAAGAUCGCAUUGUAGGAAUGACAGUUAUCCAGCUACAGAAUACUGCAGAGAAAGGUAGCUGCGCAUCCUGGUAUCCUCUGCUGAAAAAUAUCUUUAUGGAUGACACUGGGUUGACAAUUCUUAGAAUACUUUCUCAGAGGACCAAUGAUGAAGUUGCUAAAGAAUUUGUGAGACUUAAAUCAGAAACAAGAUCUGUUGAAGAAACUGUCUGAAUCACAAAUAAUGCAAGGGUGACACUGUCAAGAACAUAGAUACAAUGUUGUUGUCUGAAUAGUGCAUGCAUGUGCAAAUCAGUGGGAAUGUUUAAUUAACUCUGUUUCAGUGUUUGCCAGUACUUAAGUACUAUAUUUGCAAGGUAUGUUGAGGCGCUGUACACCUUUUAUACAUAUUUUGGUCUUUGGAAAAGUAAUUGUUACAAUGAAGUGCCAAAACCAAGAUUAAGAGUC
Terrapene triunguis (Three-toed box turtle) is the source of this 6852-nucleotide messenger RNA. RefSeq names its product unc-13 homolog C (gene UNC13C). Lineage: Eukaryota; Metazoa; Chordata; Testudines; Emydidae. The record is from RefSeq and is a predicted model, not a curated record. Gene Ontology annotation, molecular function: calmodulin binding; diacylglycerol binding; calcium ion binding. The transcript is spliced from 32 exons. Gene Ontology annotation, cellular component: presynaptic membrane; neuromuscular junction; terminal bouton. The coding region runs from base 4 to 6618 and encodes 2204 amino acids. Gene Ontology annotation, biological process: neuromuscular junction development; synaptic vesicle priming; synaptic transmission, glutamatergic.